GAGAAGCCUUUGAUGAGGGGUCAGCCUCCUCUUGGGCUAUAAGAGCCACGGCGCUGGAAGCCCCCCCACGCUGUAUACACGCAGUCUCUAUAUGCACUUUCUAUACGCACUAAAGCAAGAUCACCAUGCGGGCAGCACGAUAUUACGGCAAGGAAGAUAUUCGAAUCGAGGAGAUCGACGAGCCGGUAUGUAAGGAAGGGGAGGUCAAGAUCAGGCCUGGCUAUGUAGGGAUCUGUGGAACGGAUCUCCACGAGUAUCUCGGCGGUCCCAACUUUGCCCCUCUUACCCCGCAUCCCGUCACCGGCGAGCAGAUCCCGGUCACCUUUGGCCAUGAAUUCUCCGGCACCGUGAUCGAGGUAGGCGCCGGCGUGACCGGCAUCGCGGUCGGUCAGCGCGCCGCCAUCCAGCCCAUCAUCUACGACCGGACGUGCGCCGCCUGCCACCGUGGCCUACACAACAUCUGCUACAACGGCGGCUUCGUCGGGCUCUCAGGCUGGGGCGGCGGCCUCUCCGACGCCGUCACCGUCCCCGCCGACUACGUGCUCCCGCUCCCAGACCACGUGCCCCUGGACAUCGGCGCCCUCGUCGAGCCCCUGAGCGUGGGCUGGCACGCCGUCGCCCAGAGCCCUCUCACGCCCUCCUCGCACGUCCUGAUCCUCGGCGGCGGCCCCAUCGGAAUCGCCGUGAUCCUGGCCCUCCGCGCGCGCGGCUGCAGCUCCAUCAUCGUCUCCGAGCCAUCCGCGUCCCGCCAGGCGUCCGCGCGCCGCUUCGGCGCCGACCACAUCCUGGACCCGCGCACCGAGCCAGACUUCCUCUCCACGGUGCGCGCCCUGACGGGCGGCGAGGGCGUCGACAUCGUAUUCGACUGCGCAGGCGUCGCCGUCGGGCUCGAAGCCGCAUGCCAGGCGAUCAAGGUGCGCGGCACCGUCGUCAACGUCGCCAUCUGGGAGCGCGCGGUGCCGUUCAACCCGAACUGGCUCGUGUUCCGCGAGGGCAAAUACGUCGCGUGUCUCGCGUACGUGCGGCAGGAUUUCGAGGACGUGAUUCAGGCUAUUGCUUCUGGGGCCAUGCAACCGGGCGAGAUGAUCACGGGCAAGAUCAGACUGGAGGAUGUAGUGGAGGAGGGGUUCAAAGCGCUGAUCACGGAGAAGGAGAAGCAUGUCAAGAUCCUGGUGCAGAUCUGAGAAGGGGGGGCAUUGGACUUAAUAUCACUUAGUAAUCAUGGAAACAAAAGCAGUGAGUUGGGGACGGUGGAUGGGUGAGCAGACGAAGGAUUGGAUUCAAAGGCG
Molecule: messenger RNA, 1289 nt
Organism: Amorphotheca resinae ATCC 22711
Lineage: Eukaryota; Fungi; Ascomycota; Leotiomycetes; Helotiales; Amorphothecaceae
Exons: 3
Coding region: 126-1184 (352 amino acids)
Biological process (GO): butanediol biosynthetic process
Cellular component (GO): cytoplasm
Molecular function (GO): zinc ion binding; (R,R)-butanediol dehydrogenase activity
Source: RefSeq, a predicted model, not a curated record